Molecule: messenger RNA, 885 nt
Organism: Mercurialis annua (annual mercury)
Lineage: Eukaryota; Viridiplantae; Streptophyta; Magnoliopsida; Malpighiales; Euphorbiaceae
Exons: 1
Coding region: 47-727 (226 amino acids)
Cellular component (GO): plasma membrane
Molecular function (GO): kinase inhibitor activity
Source: RefSeq, a predicted model, not a curated record
GCCCUUCCAACCAAAACACCAACAAAGAAAUAAAGAGCAAUCUUCCAUGGAAUUUCAACAUCAAAAGACAAGUUCAAGAGACAUUUUCUCCUUUCCAAGUACACCAAGUACACAAGAUCAAGAUUCCGAUUUCGAGUUCGGAUGUUUAACGACGCCGGACUCUAACUCUCCGUACAAAAACUCUCCAGCUGAUCAUCUUUUCUACAAUGGCCGUCUCUUACCUCAUCCAUUCCCACUUCAACACCAAAGGCUCUCUCAUCUCACCAAAGAUUCCCUCAUGUCAUCAAGAAGUAACAGUGUUAAUAGCAAUAGAAGUUGCAGCAGCGCAAGAACAAGCUCGUCAAGCGAAAAUUCGGACAGGAAAUUAUUUUAUCAUACACGAAAAACCGGAAGCUGUAGAUCAUUGUCGUCGUCAUCAUCAUCAUCUUCGUCGUCUUCCGCGACUUCUAUGGCUAGUAAAGUUGUGAUGGCACAACUUUACGGAUCUUCGCAAAGAUGGCAGCACAUCACACCGGUCUUGAAACGUGAGGAUUCGAAGCGGAAAAUUAAUAAUAAUUAUGUGAUGAAACAAGGGUUUGGUAGCAAGAAAGAAUUAGAAGGUGAUGAUCAAGAAAUGAAGAAAAAAGAAAAGUCAUCGGGGUUUUGCUUGAGAUUUCUUAAGUCAAUUUUGGUGGCAUGUAGAGAAUGUCAUUCAAUGGAACCACCAAUAAAUGAUGAAAUCUUGUAAGAAACUAUCAAAAUUUUGAUAAUUUUGGAUACUUAUUGCGUUUGGUUUAAAUGAAUUUCGUAAAAUUUUGUAAGAUUCAAUUAUAACUGGGUAUAGUUGUAUUUUUUUUACUUGUAAAUUUAGUUAGUAAUUAUAUUGUUUAAAUUUAUAAAAGUUAA